Molecule: messenger RNA, 1419 nt
Organism: Chanos chanos (milkfish)
Lineage: Eukaryota; Metazoa; Chordata; Actinopteri; Gonorynchiformes; Chanidae
Product: tripartite motif-containing protein 35-like
Exons: 6
Coding region: 1-1419 (472 amino acids)
Molecular function (GO): protein binding; zinc ion binding
Source: RefSeq, a predicted model, not a curated record
AUGGCAUCUAAAGUUUUAAUAUCAGCAGAAGAUUUAACCUGCCCUGUGUGCUGUGACAUCUUCAGGGAUCCCGUUCUCCUGUCAUGUAGUCACAGUGUGUGUAAAGUCUGUCUGCAGCAGUUCUGGAAUAAAAAAGGAUCACAGGAGUGUCCUUCCUGUGGGAGAAGAUCAUCAAAAGAUCAACUUUCUAAUGACUUGGCGUUAAAGAACCUGUGUGAGAAUUUCUUGCAGGAGAGAAGUCAGAGAUCUUCAUCAGGGUCUGAGGAGUUCUGCAGUGUGCACAAUGAGAAACUCAAACUCUUCUGUCUGGAUGAUAAAAAGCCUGUGUGUGUGGUGUGUCAGACUUCAAAAAACCACGAAAACCAUGAAUUCUGUCCAGUAGAUGAAGCUGCACAUGAUAAUAGGGAGGAACUCAAGACUACACUGAAACCUUUACAGGAGAAAUUGGAGUUCUUUAGAAAGGUCAAACUGUCAUGUGAUAAAACAGCAGAAAACAUUAAGAUUCAGGCCCAACACAUAGAGAUGAGGAUUAGAGAAGAGUUUGAGAAGCUUCAUCAGUUUCUACGAGAUGAAGAGACAGUCAGGAUAACUGCACUUAGAGAGGAAGAGGAGCAGAAGAGUCAGAUGAUGGAGGAGAAGAUUGAAGAGAUGAGUAGAGAGAUUUCCUCUCUCUCAGACACAAUCAGAGCCAUAGAAGACAACAUGGGUGCAGAAGACAUUCUUAUUCUGACGAACUUUGAGGACACAAAGAAAAGAGCCCAGUGCACACUGCAGGAUCCAGAGAUGAUUUCAGGAGCACUGAUCAAUGUGGCAAAGCACCUGGGCAACCUGAAGUUCAGAGUGUGGGAGAAGAUGCAGGACAUUGUUCAAUACACUCCUGUGAUUCUGGACCCCAACACUGCAGGACCGUAUCUCAUCCUGUCUGAGGAUCUGACCACUGUGAGAUUCAGUGAUGAGAAACAGCAGAUUCCUGAUUAUCCAGAGAGAUUUGAUACAUUUCCAUGUGUUCUGGGCUCUGAAGGCUUUAACUCAGGGACACACUGCUGGGAUGUUGAUGUUGGGGGCAGCACAGACUGGGAAUUAGGUGUGACCACAGAGUCAAACCAGAGGAAGGGAAACACAUUCUUUGACACUGAUGUCUGGAGUGUGUUUUUGUACGAUGGUAAAUACUGGUCAAAGGCCUCAGGAGGGUCAUCUACUCCACUGAGAGCGAAUAAUAAACUGCAGAGGAUCAGAGUGGAAAUGGACUGGGACAGAGGAAAACUCUCAUUCUCUAAUCCUCUGAAUAACACACACCUACGAACCUUCACACACACUUUUACUGAGAGAAUGUUUCCAUACUUCGCCAAUGCCUGUGAACUCUCUCCUCUGAGGAUCUCACCAGUGAAAUGCUGUGUGACAGUGAAGCAGCACAGUUAG